AUGGCUGCUUUUACUCCAUACAGCGAGCAACCCUCGCUACACACUCACGCGCCCUACCGCGCAGCUUCCCUCACACAGCCUGCCAAUCUUCGCCAGGCACUGAAAGAUGCACAGGCCGAUGCAAGCAAGAGUCUCAUGGGCAUUGCACAGGGUAUUCCCAGCACGUUUGUGACCAAGCUUAUUGCAAGCACGAAGCCAGAUUUCAUCUGGAUGGAUGUUGAGCAUGGCAUGUUUGAUCGGUUGACAUUGCACGAUUGUAUACACGCUGCACAGCACCACUCUGAAGGAAAAUCAAUGGUCAUUUGCCGUGUACCCAAACGCGAUGAAAUCAGUCUCACUACUGCACUCGAUGCUGGCUGCGCUGGUAUCGUGAUUCCCCACGUCGAGUCUGCAGAUGAAGUCCGGCAGUUCAUCAAGGAGAUGUACUUUGGUGACGGAAAAGGCCACCGCUCAUUCUCCCCAUGGACCUUCACCCCUGGCCUAACCAAAUCCCUGUACCCAAAUGACCCUUACAACGUCCAAACUGCAAACAACCACGUUUGUCUCAUCCCACAAAUCGAAUCGCUCAAGGGCCUUGAGAAUGCCGAGGAGAUUGCUGCCGUACCAGGCAUUUCCGGACUCAUGUUUGGUCCGGGCGAUUUUAUGAUCGAUGCUGGAAUGGAUAUCAACACUGUAUUGGCUGGCCAACCUGAACCCAAAUUUCUUGAGGCCAUGGCCAAGUUCAAUGCUGUUGCUGCGAAGAAUGAUUUGCCGAUCUUCGGUGGUGUCAUGAGCCUAGAGCAACUACCUAUGGCUAUUCAAACCGGCAUGCGCGCUAUCGCUGUCCAGUUCGACGUUUGGGGCACGACGAGGCUGAUGGCGAAUUCGUUGGAGCAAGGAUGGAAGGCUGCAAAGGAGUUUGAGGGAAACCCCAGGCCGGGUUUUUCAAAUGGAACAAGCAAGAAGGCCGGUGAGAAUGGGGAGAAUAGGGAGAACGGAGCGAAUGGACAUUAG
Messenger RNA from Bipolaris victoriae FI3, 993 nucleotides. RefSeq lists its product as hypothetical. Gene Ontology annotation, cellular component: cytoplasm. Gene Ontology annotation, molecular function: aldehyde-lyase activity. The record is from RefSeq and is a predicted model, not a curated record. NCBI's taxonomy places the organism in Eukaryota, Fungi, Ascomycota, Dothideomycetes, Pleosporales, Pleosporaceae. The transcript is spliced from 4 exons. Bases 1 to 993 code for a protein of 330 amino acids.